GGAAGUGGCAGAGCGGAUCAGAUCAGGGGGAUGUGUGUGUUAUGUGUUUCGUGAGUGUGUGCGUCCGACCUGAAGAGGCGAGCGAGAGCCGCUGCGAGAGACCACAGAGGCGAACAUAAGACACCGAGCAGCCACCGGGCGCUGCAGCUGACUUUAGUAAAUGAGCCGCGCCGCGUAGAAAGGCCAUUAUGCGUUCGCAGCGUGAUCUGGGAUGGAGGCGCCGCUAAUGGUGGGGAGGGGGGCCGGAGGAACUGCGAGCUUCGCCCUCAUCGUCAUCGUCCUCCUCUUCUCGGCCAGGGGCUCCCGGGCUCAGAAAGGCGAUGGCUGUGGGCACACAGUGCUGGGUGCAGGAAGCGGCAGUCUGGCGUCUCUGGGCUACCCUCUCUUUUACCCCGCGCACUCAGUGUGUGAGUGGGAGAUUAGCGGGAGCGCCGGGGACACACUCCUCCUGCUUGUGGCAGACCUCGACAUCAAUACACACAACUGCCAGGUGUCCUACCUCCGGCUGUUUGAUGGUAUCGGAGCAGGCAGGACAGAGAUAGUGAAGCUCUGUCACGGAGACGUGAGCGGUCCACGGGAGGUGAAGUCGUCUGGACAUCAGGUCACGGUGCAGUUUAUGAGCGGCCCACACAGCCGCGGGCGAGGCUUCUUCCUCUCCUACGCCAGCAGCCAGCAGCCAGAUCUGAUCUCCUGUCUGGAGAAAGGAAAUGACUUUACCGAAGCCGAGUUCAGUAAGUUAUGUCCUGCCGGGUGUCUGACAGACUUUGGGGAGGUGUCUGGGACCAUACCCCAUGGCUACAGAGACUCCUCGUCUCUGUGUCUGGCCGGUAUCCACGCCGGCGUGGUGUCGAACACACUCGGAGGCCAUGUCAGUGUGGUGAGCAGUACAGGCAUCCCGCACUACGACAGCACGCUGGCCAACAACGUCACGUCUAUAGGAGGGAACCUCUCUCCCAGUCUCUUCACCUUUAGAACCAGCGGCUGCUAUGGUACACUGGGCCUGGAGUCAGGGGUCAUCAGCGAUUCUCAGAUCUCCGUCUCUUCAGUGUGGGAGUGGGGUCGUCACGGCGAUAAUCCUUCAGUGUGGGCACCUUCAGGAGCACGGCUUAAAAAGCCUGGGUUUCCCUGGGCAGCCGCCGACAGCGACACAAAGCAGUGGAUACAAGUGGAUCUGAAGAAAAAGAAACGAGUGACAGGAAUCAUCACCACUGGCUCCACCUUACCCGAUUACCAGUCUUAUGUGUCUGCCUAUCGAGUGCACUACAGCAGCGAUGGACAGAACUGGACAGCCUAUCAGGAAGCAGGCGCAAAUCAAGACAAGGUUUUCCAAGGGAAUACUAACUACCUUCAGGAAGUACGGAACAACUUCAUCCCACCUAUCGAAACCCGGUUUAUCAGAGUGACUCCCGUGCAGUGGCAUCAGAGGAUUGCGCUAAAAAUGGAGCUGCUCGGCUGUCAGUUAUCAGCAAGCCCACGCAGUCCAGUCCCUCCACCCAAAAAAAAAAACACAGCACCUCCACCGCAGGAGCAGACGACGUACACACCUAACGUCCGAAACACCACCGUGCCUCCUCACUCGCAUAACGAGGUGGCCUUAGUGGCCGUGUUGGUUCCCGUGCUGGUGGUGGUUCUCACAGCUCCGGUGCUGUUGAUCGUGUGUGCGUGGCUGUGGAAGAGCAGGAAAAGUCCUGAAGCGACAUAUGACCUUCCGCAUUGGGACCGCACAGUGUGGUGGAAGAGCAUGAAGCAGCUGUUGCCUUCAAAGCUGGACGGGGAGGAGUGUGUGCGCUACAGCGCUACUGCACGAACUGAGCACCAGAGACCACGGGUAGAACCUGCAGAAUAUGCUCAGCCUCUGGUAAGCGGUACCAUGGCCUCUCUGGGUCAGAGGUCAACAUUUAAGCCCGAAGAAGGAGCCGACCCUGAGUACGAUGCCCCCUUGACCCCUGAGCAAUAUCACGCCUAUGCUGAACCGCUCCCUGCCUCUGGAACAGAGUACGCCAUUCCCAUCACGAUCGACAGGGCCAAUCACAUAUCAGCAGGCACUCUGCCUUUCCGAGGACAGGGAUUAGUAGCCCGAACAGACAGCAACCAAUCAGGGAGCUCUGUGUCUAUGUACGACACGCCUAAAAGCACAUCCGACCAAACCGCACCUACAGACGGCCAAAUAUAUCAGGUGCCUCAGAAUUCCCACAGUGCACCGUGCCAGGAAAUAGACUGACCAGAACCAGAGCACGGUGCUCAAAUCUGAUCCGAUUCCCAGACUGACCGUCAGAAUCUGAAGAGCGUGCAUGUGUGGAAGUGCAUGUUUGUGCUUGUAGCUGUGUGUGCAAACGUCAUAGUCCUGGUCUCCUCUGCAUGCCAUAGCAGUCCUGUCACUGAAUAACGCCAGGAGUGUGUGAGAGAGAGGAGUGAGGCAGUGGGAGACUGUUACACUACUGUUUUAGGUCGUGUCUAUCUGUGUGUGUGUAUGAAUGUUCUCUGAUGUUAAACUGUGAGUUCCUGUACAUGUUCUUUCAUGCUGAGAGGAAUCAGUCCCAAAGUCUUACUCAUAAUGAUCUAUUUCACAACUUGGUGCAUGCUCAUGGUGGGUUACACUGUUUCUAUUAACCUGUACCAAACGUAAAAGGUCCUCCUUACACUUAAAAAGACCCCUUUUUGCUGCAAAAAAUAAGAAAAUGUAACGUAACCUAAGCGGUCACCAUCAAUAGGUUCCUGCUAGGUUGCAUGUUCAGCAUUAAUAACCUGCACAAGCAGGAUAUUAGCUGGAAAAAUGGUACAUCAACUUUCUGAAGCGUUUUCUCAUCACCAUCUAUUCAAAAGUAUGUUCUUUUUUUCUGCCUCAAAAAAAAUCUGUCACUGUUCUGAAAAUAAAUGUUUUUUUGGGGGUUUUUUUUCAUAUUACUUUCCUGCUGAGAUAUGACAGCUAUGUGGAGUGCCAAAACCACUAGCAGACCGUGCCUAAAAUCUCCAGCGCUCACGGAUGCACUGUUGUCAUAGAUACACUGUUGCCUUGGGGCGCCUUGCUGAAUGUGACUCUUUCAUGCUGAAGGAACAUAAAGUAUGCAGUAAAGAUGCCACCGUGCUUGCCAUUAAGUAAAUAUACCUUGUUUCGAGGCUUUGUUUACCGAUAACGCUAAACAAUGACACGCUUUAAUUAAACGGUGUAACAUCCUAACAUUCAACCAAAAAGUUACUUUCAGGAUGUACUUUGUGCUCGAGUGUGUGAUUUACUGCAUGAACAUGGGAUCGAUCAGCAGAUCUUCACCUUCACCUUCACUGCAGUUCACUGAGUGUAAAGUGUGUUUUAUGGUACUAACAUGUCAGUGUUCAGUUCAGAAUAUUAACCAAAGUGGAAGCUCCAUCACUGAGACUUUCAGAGUGCGUGUGUGUGUGAGAGAGUGAUCUGUUUCAAUGUCUGUUUUAAUAUCCAUGAGUUCUGAUGAUGUUGAUGAGGCUGUUUCUUGUAUCUGUCAUGUGCACUGUAUUCAUAAUUUCAUAAUUGUGUGUGUAUGUGUGUGUGUCUGCUAUUCACUGUAAGUGGGUUCUGAAUUACGGUUUGUACUGUAGAAUGACUGUAAAGAAUGACUGUAUAGAAAAUCGCAAAGUUUUAAUAAAAAUAUGACUACA
Messenger RNA from Hemibagrus wyckioides, 3630 nucleotides. It is a transcript of the gene dcbld2, whose product is annotated as discoidin, CUB and LCCL domain containing 2. Bases 212 to 2221 code for a protein of 669 amino acids. The transcript has 15 exons. The record is from RefSeq and is a predicted model, not a curated record. Lineage: Eukaryota; Metazoa; Chordata; Actinopteri; Siluriformes; Bagridae.